AUGCUACGAGCCGCCCUGCGACCGAUAUGCCCUGUCUGCCGGACGGCGGGUGGUCCAUCAAACCAAUUGCGACUCUCACCAGUCCGGCCAUGGCAAACUCAGCCGGUUCAGUUGCCGCAGAUGCAGCUGCAGAGACGGGGCUUGGCUGCCCAACGGCGGAAAACACCGUCACGUAUGGUCCUAUCCGAUAGAGUUGCGCGGCCGCCCCCGACGCGGCAAGCGCGGCGGAGAGAAGCUGGGCCGUUUACGGGCAUGAACCGCACUGUGGCGAACAUCCGCGAACGACCGGCGCAAGCCGCAACGACAACGACAGCAUCGUCUUCUACGCCGACAACGUCACGGCACGCAUCCCGGCGGCUGAAAGAUGACAGGGACGGCGGACGGGGCGGUGGUAGCAGCAGCAGCAGCAGCAGCAGUAGAAGAAGCAGAGACGGUAGCAAGAAACCCUUCAAGGCGCUCCGCAUGCAACAGUCCCUGGCGACGAUCGGCUACGGCCAGCGGACGCAGAUCAGGUCGCGCAUGGCGGAGCUGGACCAGUUCGACCAGUUCAAGCUGCUGCCAUCGCUGCAGACGGCGGUCCAGUCGGACGCACUCCGGGGCAUGGUGGAUGUGAAGCCGACGCCCAUCCAGCGGCUCGCGAUCCCGAUGCUGCUGGGCCAGGUGGUGGACCGGCGGCCAUCGCGGCAAGUGGCACCGGGCGGCGUCCGCGAGUUUUUGCUGGCCGCAGAGACGGGAUCCGGCAAGACACUGGCGUACCUGCUGCCGGCCGUGGACGCGCUGAAGCGUGCAGAGGCAGAGGACGAGGAGAUUAUCGCGUACAAGAAGCGGCUGGCGGACGAGAAGGAGCGGCGCGCGGCGACAAACUACCGCGGCUCGACGGUCUUUGAGCCGCACCCGACGACAGCGCGGCCGCGCGUGGUUGUUCUCGUGCCGUCGGCCGAGCUUGUCGGGCAGGUGGGCGGCGUGGCCAAGGCGCUGUCGCACGAGGUCAAGUUCCGCACGGAGCUGCUGUCGGCCAACGUGUCGCCCAAGGCCAUGGAGCGCAACCUGCACUCGCCGUCGGGCAUCGACGUGGUGGUGGCGACGCCGCACCUGCUGGCGUCGAUUGCCGAGGCCGAGCCCAACGUGCUGUCGCGUGUGAACCAUUUGAUCAUUGACGAGGCGGACUCGCUGCUCGACCGCAGCUUCUCGCCGGCGACGACAGCCAUCCUGGAGCGGGCACGCCCGUCGCUCCAGCAGCUCAUCUUGUGCUCGGCCACGAUCCCACGGCGUCUCGACACGUAUCUGGCCAACCACUUCCCCCACAUGCAGCGGAUCACGACGCCCAACCUGCACGCGAUCCCGCGGCGUGUCCAGCUGGGUGUGAUUGACGUGACCAAAGAGCCGUACCGCAACAACAAGGACCUGGCGUGCGCGGACGCCAUCUGGUCGAUUGGCAAGGAUGUGUCGGCGUCCUCCUCGGCCGACGACGACCGGCCGGAUGGCGCCCGCGACGACGGCGAACCGGACGUCAAACGGAUCAUGGUGUUUGUCAAUGAGCGCGAGAAGACGCAAGACGUGGCCGAGUUUCUGCGCGGCAAGGGCAUCGACGCCGUGGCGCUGCACCGCGACGCGUCCGAGUCGCGGCACACGGACAUGCUGGCGAUGUUCACGGCGGCGGGGCCACUCAAGGCGGCCGCCCUGCAUGCGGCACAGGCACCCGUCCCGUCCCCGGCGAUGGGCGGCCGCUCGCUGGCCAACACCAAGGUGAUUGUGGCGACGGACUUGGCCUCGCGCGGCAUCGACACCCUGGGCGUGCGGCAUGUGGUGCUCUACGACGUGCCGCACACGACGAUUGACUUUAUCCACCGCCUGGGCCGUGCCGGCCGCAUGGGCCGGCGUGGUCGGGGCAUUGUGCUGGUGGGCAAGGACGACCGGCGGGACAUUGUGGCCGAGGUGCGCGAGAGCAUGUACAUGGGCCAAGCGCUUGUCCCACGCUCCGGGUCGGGUAUUGGCCUGGCUUUCUUGCACUACGUUUUUUUCACACUCGGGGUCCACCGCUUCGGUGCCGAUGCGCAAAUAGUUUUGUGCUCUAACCCCGUGGCGAUCUCCACCUUCAUUGCGCAACAUGAGCGCGCGAAGAGGGGCAAAAGCUCAUUUUUUACUUUGCUCGCCUGGCAUGGCAAAACGGCAAGUCCAUUUGCUUGGUCUGAGUGGAGAUUUCGUUCAGUCGACCUGUGCGAUUUGGCCGGACUGCGACGCUGUGGUGUAAUACUUUGCCGUGACGUGACCGCCGGUGCAUCGAGCGGCCAGUUUUGCGCGGCGCCUCGUCCCGCCGUCGAUUCACCACCUCUCGUUCUUUUCCCAUUGCACCAUUGGCCACCUCGCUCGUCCGUUCUCGGCAUAAACAUCCAGUCAAGCCCUCUCCAGAGUCUGCCCAUCUCUUCUUCCACCAACGGUUUGCCUCUUCCACCAACCCCCGCAUCCUUCGCCAUGGCCAGCCACGCUUGCGCUCAGCGUCCCCCCAUCACCGUCGACUACACUCCCCAGGGCCGCCAUGAGACCCUCGGCGGUCUGAAGACGUACAUUGUCGGCCCCGACGACGCAACAAAGGCCAUCGUCGUCGUCUACGACAUCUUUGGCGUCUGGCCGCAGACGGUCCAGGGCGUCGACCUCCUGUCGUCCAUCACCGGCGCCCUGGUCCUCCUCCCCGACUUCUUCGAGGGCGACGGCGCCAAGCCCGAGUGGAUGCCCGCCAACACCCCCGAAAAGCAAAAGGCGCUCGGUGACUUCUUUGCCAACAAGGCCGACUUCGGCAACGCCGUCAAGGCCGUCCUCAACGUGCGCAAGGAUCUCGCCACCCGCUACCCGGCCGUCGACGACCAUGUUGGCAUUUUCGGUCUCUGCUGGGGCGGCAAGGUUGGUGUGUUGGCCACGGGCGCCGACAACACGGGCGCCGGCCGGCGCUUCACCGUCAGCGGCACGGCUCACCCUGGCCGCCUCGACGCCAAAGACGCCGAGCCCCUUACCGCUCCUCACAUCCUCCUCGCCUCCAAAGACGAAGACGCAGCUGUCGUUGCCGAAUACAAGAAGAUCCUCGCCCAGCCCGGCAAGGUGGGCGAAGUCGACACCUACCCCAACAUGUUCCACGGCUGGAUGGGCGCCCGCGCAAAGCUCGACGACGCCGAGAACGCUAAGGAGUAUGUCCGCGGCUACGAGCAGACCGCCGCUUUUUUCAACGCGCACCUGUAA
This is a messenger RNA of Sporothrix schenckii 1099-18, 3231 nucleotides long. RefSeq names its product ATP-dependent RNA helicase. The record is from RefSeq and is a predicted model, not a curated record. The transcript is spliced from 6 exons. The coding region runs from base 1 to 3231 and encodes 1076 amino acids. Gene Ontology annotation, molecular function: nucleic acid binding; hydrolase activity; ATP binding. NCBI's taxonomy places the organism in Eukaryota, Fungi, Ascomycota, Sordariomycetes, Ophiostomatales, Ophiostomataceae.